AUGGCGAUCAACACCCGCCCGCUCUUGGUAGCGGCUCUCACUAUGACAGCAGGACUGGCAACCGCUGGUCAGCACGGUGAAUCAUUCUCAACAUGUGGCACCAACGCCCACGGCGAACCACGCCAGCUUGCAGGAGUCGGGAUCAUCCCCGCCGAUGCACUUGAAUACCGUCUCACAGACGAGCACAUCGCGGCACUGAGCGAACCUCAACGCAAACUUCUGAAAGAGUUUGAGCGUCUGGUCUAUACCGAAGACGAGAUGGCACCGCAUGUCUGUAUGCACCCAGAUACCGACCCGAAAGUGGCCGAAGCAUUUGAACUCUUCCUCAACGACCUCUGGUUUGCAAACUCUCCCAACUCCUUCAUCCUGAGUAACCGCUGGACUUCAACAGCAACAGACGGCGGCGGACUCGGUCAGGGAGAUCCAACCACGCUCCGUUACUCGUUCAUUCCAGACGGCACCAACAUCGUUGGUGAAGGGUCAUCAAAUCUCCACAGCUUCUUUGACGGCCGUAUCGGCGCAGGAAACUGGGAACCACUCUUCCAGCAAGCUCUCGACGCUUGGGGAGACCUCUCAGGUCUCACCUAUGUCUACGAGCCAAACGAUGACGGUGUGAACCUCAGCAGUGGCGGCAACCCAGGAAUCAUCGGUGUCCGUGGUGACGUCCGCAUCGGCGCCAACUUCAUCGACGGCAACAGCGGCGUCCUCGCAUACAACUACUUCCCCAACGGCGGUGACAUGGUCAUCGACUCUGGAGACGGCUCGUUCUAUGGAAGCAGCUCCAACAACUACAUCCGUCUCCGCAAUGUGGUUACACACGAAGCCGGUCACGGAAUCGGUCUGGCACAUGUUGAGUCCGACUCCAACCGAUUCCUCAUGGAACCGUUCAUUGAUAUCUCAUUCAGCGGUCCUCAGAUCGACGAUAUCCGCGGCGCUCAGCGUGGCUACGGCGACAUGGAUGAGAAUAACAACAACAUCAAUCAAGCAAGCCCGCUUCAAGACCUCACUCUUGGAGGCGGUGGCUUUGUUGGUGGAAACUUCAAAAUCAUCACAUUCCGCUCCACAGACGACAACUCUGACUUCGAUUACUACUCAGUACCAACCGGUGAGCCUGUAACGAUGAAUGUGCAGCUCACACCCCAAGGUGGCACAUACCAAAUCACCGGUCAGGGCGGUGGUGGCGGCGGCUCAUUCUUUAACGCAAACGCGGUAUCAAACCUUGCGUUCUCCGUGCGUGAUGCGAACAGCAACAUCAUUGUUGAUGUGGACGACACAGGUGCAGGACUCUCCGAGUUCGCAAGCGUCGAACUGCCUGACCCAGGUCAGUACUACAUCGUCGUUGACGGUGGUAGCACCAACGGCACGCAGCUCUUCAGCUUGACCGUCACAUUCGCGACUCUCGAAGUUGAAGAAGAAUGCCCGGCUGACUUCACCGGAGAAGGCUCAUUGAACUUCCUCGAUGUCUCCGCAUUCUUGACCGCGUUCGGGAAUCAAGAUUCCAGUGCUGACUUCGUUGCUGACGGCAACUACAACUUCCUUGAUGUCUCUGCAUUCUUGACAGCAUUCAGCGAAGGUUGCCCAUAA
Molecule: messenger RNA, 1584 nt
Organism: Symbiodinium sp. CCMP2592
Lineage: Eukaryota; Dinophyceae; Suessiales; Symbiodiniaceae
Source: the annotation of a GenBank genome assembly